This is a messenger RNA of Poecilia reticulata (guppy), 1202 nucleotides long. RefSeq names its product canopy FGF signaling regulator 1 (gene cnpy1). Lineage: Eukaryota; Metazoa; Chordata; Actinopteri; Cyprinodontiformes; Poeciliidae. Gene Ontology annotation, cellular component: endoplasmic reticulum. The record is from RefSeq and is a predicted model, not a curated record.
AAUAGCCCACCUCGCAUUUAAAAGGAAAAUACAACUCAUUGAAGAACUGUGAUGCAAAUCUUUUCAAGCAACUAGUGUUGUUCUGUUGUGUAUGCGUGAAGAAUAUGUCGUAUCAUGCCCGAAAAAGAUGAUUUAGGAUAGAGAAACUUUACUUUGAAAUACAUCACCAGAACAUUAAACGCUUUAUGCUAGUGUGAGUUCUCCAGAGGCUAACGUGUAAUUUAAGUUCAUGAAAGCAUGUACUGGAGGGCUGACAGUAGAAACUGAAACCUGGACCGUUUGUGUUGUGAGUCGGAGUUACAGCCCAUCCGCUGGAAGCUGCUGGUUGGUUCUCUGGUCAGGGCAUCACUAUGGCAUCAUGGAUAUUUCAUAUGUUUAUGAUGAUGCUGUCUACCUUCAUCAGCUGCAGCCAAAGCAAGAGGGACAAAGUCCUCUACUGUUCCGCUUGUAAGGCGAUUGUGGAUGAGCUGAACUACUCAAUCAGUCAGGUGGACCCAAAGAAGACCAUUAAUGUAGGGAGCUUUAGACUCAACCCUGAUGGGACCAUGACAGACAAAAAGGUCCCCUUUGCUCGCUCGGAAACGCACCUCAGUGAGCUCCUGGAUGGGGUGUGCAACAGCAUGAGUGACUAUGCCCUCUACAUUGACCCGGACACCCACCACAAGCAGUACAGGAGAUUUGCUCCAAGAGUCAGUGGAUCCUCAGAAGACUUCCCAGACUUUGAAAACUUCAAGUUUGAUGGACCUGAGGCAUCCAAUAACCUGAAAUUUGCUUGUGAGACACUGGUGGAGGAGCUGGAGGACGACAUCAUCUCUUUGCUUGGCCGGGAUGAAGGAGACGUGCAGGAGAAGUUAUGCAGCCGAGUCUCAGCUCCACAUGUGGCAGAAAUGGUGUGUGCAGAUCCCCGAGGAGAUCUGGAGAAGGUCACAUCGGGGUUGCAGAGGAGGAAACAAACAAUGGCGGAGAGCAAAAAGGAAGAAACAACAGAGGCUUAUGGAGAAGAGAAGUUAUAAGCUGUUUCUCCCCUCUGUUGGAUUACUGUAAAGACGACAGUCAGCCAAAUGACGAGCUGUAGUGAUUGAAAUCACUUCUGCCUUGGUCUUGGAGUGAACAACUUUUCAAAGAUAAUUUUGAAACUCAGAAAAUCAUUGUACCAAUUAACUUUUGUAAACAAAUAAAAUAUAAAAUGUUGAGAGAACACA